Cantharellus anzutake is the source of this 814-nucleotide messenger RNA. RefSeq names its product kinase-like domain-containing protein. Gene Ontology annotation, molecular function: ATP binding; protein kinase activity. The record is from RefSeq and is a predicted model, not a curated record. Gene Ontology annotation, biological process: protein phosphorylation. The transcript is spliced from 5 exons. The coding region runs from base 141 to 719 and encodes 192 amino acids. NCBI's taxonomy places the organism in Eukaryota, Fungi, Basidiomycota, Agaricomycetes, Cantharellales, Hydnaceae.
GUCAAUUCCGCCAUGGAUGCCAUUUUGCCAGUUGUGAUGGAAGCCUUAUCUACAAUUUACGAUGUCCCCAACCUUAGUCAUCAGUUUGGUACCAAGACUCUAGUCACACGAGGCGGCUACUCCGAGGUUUAUCGCGCAAAAUGGAACCGAUCUGGAACUCAGGCUCCCGUCAAUUUCUCAGACCGCCCAUGAGCAGCAUGCCGCCUAUCGUAGAACAGGUAAGAAAAACUAUGAAGCACUUGAAGAGAGAGAUGAAGAUAUGGAAGGAUUUAGACCACGGAAAUAUCGUGAGAUUCAUUGGUUUUGCGAUUGAAGAUCGUGGUGGAGUGCCAGAAGCAGUAUUAGUGUCCGAAUGGUGUGCAAAUGGAAAUCUCGCUGAAUAUCUGCAUUGCGAGCCAUCCUGCAAUCGGCUGGCCCUGCUUCUCGAUGUCGCCCGAGGUCUGACCUACCUCCACGACCGUGACCCUGUUGUUGUCCAUGGCGAUCUCAAGCCUUUCAACGUAUUAAUCAGUGAUGCUGGGCAUGCGAAGUUAUGCGACUUUGGCUUCUCUUUGAUAGCGGACGGAUUGACAACGGGGUUUACAUCAUCGGCACCUGGAUUUACGUUGCGCUAUUGCGCUCCAGAAGUUCUGGAGAGUGGUAAGAAAACGAGACCUGGUGAUACUUACUCCUUUGCCUGUACUUGUGCCAUGGUGAGCUCGCGUAAUUCGCGAUUAUAACAUCCUUACACUUGACUGAAACUUGAGCAGAUACUUUUUAGCAAAAAUCCCUUCCCUUUGCUCACCAAUGACACCCAGCUAUGGAGGGCGUUAGA